This is a messenger RNA of Acytostelium subglobosum LB1, 1320 nucleotides long. RefSeq lists its product as hypothetical. The record is from RefSeq and is a predicted model, not a curated record. Bases 1 to 1320 code for a protein of 439 amino acids. The transcript has a single exon. NCBI's taxonomy places the organism in Eukaryota, Evosea, Eumycetozoa, Acytosteliales, Acytosteliaceae.
AUGAUCAAUCGAAAGAGAAACACAGUAUACUUGGGCUUUGAGAAGAGAUUCCAUCAAAAGGAUUAUGACUACAUGUUCUUUCUUGUUCCUCAUAGCCCAACAAAUUGGAAGAAAGAGAUAAUGGACAUUCCGGAUAUAUCAUCGGUGACGUUGGUGUUUGAGAGGUACCAUGAUCGAUAUAGUGAUUAUGGUGCGGUGUUCUGGACUGACUUGAAGGUGCUGAUCGAUCACUUGGCAGCGCACUCAAUUCCAAUCAUUUGUGAACAUAUGCCAUUGAUCACUGAUGAUGAGUCCAGUGUACCACUAAACGGAUAUUACUUCAGCAACCUGACACUCUACUUGAGGUCAACCUCAACACAAUCAUUUGUUGACAAUGUACUUGGAAGCUUACCAGCAACAUUGACCAAUCUAUCGUUGACUGGCCAGUUCAAGGGCUCACUGGAGAACGUCCUACCUACAAGCAUUCGUUCGUUGGCCAUUCGUCUGGAUGAUUGGAAUCUGGCCAUCUCUGGCACUGGACUCCCUCCACAUUUGAACACUCUCCACCUUGGGCACUGGUUUAAUCAUCCUCUCACACUGCCAAGUAGCAUCACUGAAGUGAAGAUUGGAUUGUACUUUGCUCAACAGAUUGAUUGUCCAUCGCUUCAAUCUCUGAUUUGGACUUCAUCAACUACAACGAUCAGCGACCUCACAUCAACAUUCCCUGAUCUGAGAGAUGUCAACUUAACCUUUGAGAAACCUCCCGUUGGGAUACCCUAUGGAGUGGAGGUGUUAUCACUCAACUUUGACAGAUAUAUCAAUCAUGAGCCUCUUUCGAGAUUACAGUUGCCAUCCUCUAUUACCGCACUCAAGAUCCAGUACCAUAAUCGCAAGAUUCAAAUUGGUGACAUACCUCCAUCAGUCACAUCAUUGACUGUGAUUGGAGUCCAGUACGAUCAAUUGGACUUUGACGCACUGCCCUCAGCACUCCGAUCAUUGUCACUGCAAUGUGUUGCCACAGAUCUACCGAUUCCAUGGGACCUGGUCAAUCAACUACAUUGUUUACCAAAGUCAACUGUAGAGUAUACAUUGACAAUUGGAUAUGGAUUGAGUGUUCGAAGAAAUGAUUACUGGACAAUCAAUCUAACAAGAAUCUCGGACAAUAUAUUCUUGCGAGUGGCCGAUGACCUACUCAAGCGUUCUGGCUUCAUCGACAUCUCUAGUCCAUACUUCAAAACAGAAUAUCUACUUCAACUAAUGAACAACCAAUGGACAUGGCCGAUCAACAAGCCUCGCGGACGCGGUCUAGCUUCAACUUUAUCAUCCUGCACAACAAUGUAA